AUGGGGAACGCAAAUUGUAAGAGCUGCAGAUCAGAUACUGUGAGAGAACCAGAGACAAUCAGACAGGCUCCUGUAAAGUUGCCGGCAAAAGAAACACAUGAUCUUCAUCAACAUGAAAAUAAUGUUGAUUCAGGCACUUCUUCCGCCUCAAUAAUCGAAGAAUUGCCUCCGACCCAGAAAACAGAGGAGCCCGAAGAGCCUAUCGGGGAAACUGGUAGCUUUGUGAUGAGGAAAGAAAACAUCGUUCCUGAUGUUGAGUCAGAGGCAGAAAGCAUAAUUGAGGAUGUAGCUGAUGUUCCUGUUGGAAUUCCAGAAGCCGAUAUCGUCGAAGAAGCUCCAGUUGAGGUUGAAGAAGCUGUUGAAGCAGGUGUUGAAGAGGUCGAUGUUGUUCCAGAAGAAGUUGAAGUUAUUUCCGUAAAGGAAGCUGAAAUUGAAGAAGUUGUCACCGAAGAUGUCGACGUCGUUGUCGAAGAAGUUGAGAUUGAGAAAGUUGUGGAAGAUGAGGUUGAAGUUGAUGAGGUACCUGUUGCUGAGCCAAUCAUUGAAAAUAUCACAGCUGUUGAAGAACAAGAUAAAGCUCAGGAAGUUACGGAAACACCAGCUGAAGUCGAAGUUUUGGAUGCAAAAAUAGAGUCUGAAAUGGAAGAAAUAAAUGAAGCUGUUACCGAAGCUAUAGAAACUCCAAUUACCGAUGACAUUGCUCCUGCAGUUGAAGAAAAAAUAGAAGAAGACGUUCCUGAGGAGCCCGCUGAAAUAAAGAUCGAUGAGACUCCGAUUGAAGAUGUUGCUACUGCUGUUGAAGAUACAGUUGUUGAAUCUGCUGUUGAAUCCGCUCCAAAAGAUGAAACAGUUGAUGAUCUUGUUGAAGCUCCAAUUGUUGAAGCAACGACUGAGGACGUGAUCGAAAAAGCUCCAGCUGAUGUAGCUUCAAUCGUAGAAACACCAGUUGUAUCUAUCGAGCCCGAGUCACUUGAAGAUCAAGUCGAAAAAAUCGCUGAAGAAGCAGCGACUGAUGAAAUCUUAAUUGAGUCUGCGGCAGAAGAAACCCCAGUUGAAGCUCCUGCUGAGGAAAGCAUAAAAGAAGAGCAAGCUGUUCUCCCAUCCGCCAGUGAAGCCCUCACUGAUCAUAUUGAGCCUGCUCCAGUUGAAACUUCAAUCGAAGAAUAUGCUGAAGACGUCCAAAUCGAUGAACCCAUAGUUGAAUCUCCAGAGCCAGAAAUCGCAGCUGAAGAAAUCAAAGUCGAGGAAGCCCUCGAAGACGUUGUUGAAGAGGUCGUUGUUGAAGAAGAGAUAAACGAAGACCCGAUUGAACCUUCAGUCGAAGAAAUAUCAGUUGAAUCUCCAGCUGAAGCAUCCCCAGUUGAAGAAGCGAAGAAAGGCGAAAUCGAAAGUGAAGAGGUAGUUGUUGAAGAAGAGAAAAAUGAAGACCAGGUUGAAACUUCAGUCGAAGAAUCACCAGAAGAAUCUGUAGCUGAAACAACCCCAGUUGAAGAAGCGAAGAAAGACGAAAUCAUAAUUGAAGAGGAAGCUGAGCUCGCUGCACCUCCAGCUGCUCCGACGGACAUCGCCUCAAUUGAAGAAACUUUGCCUGAAUCACCUGAAAUCGAAACAAAAGCAUCUCCAGUCGAAGAUAUCGAAGUAAUUGAAGAAGACGUUGCAGAGGAAUCUGUAAAAACUGAAAAUGAUUUAUCCGAAAAAGAUGAAACAAAAGAAGAGGUUCCAGAACCAGCCGAUGUUCUCGAAGAGAAACAGGAAACUAGCAUCAAGUCUGAUGAAAGUGACCAUGAAACUGAUGAAGACAAGAAGAGUGAAGAGUCACCCGAAAUUGAAGUUUCGAAAGAAAUUGACGAAAUACCUGACGAACCAGCGAUCGAAAUUCCUCUAGAGCAAGAUAAGAUAGAAGAGGAGUUGGAGGGAAAACCUGACGAAAGCCAUCAUGGAACCGAGUUAGAUGAAAAUCCUCCAAGCCCUGUCGUAUCAGAACAAGACGAAAAAGAAGUCAAAGAAACUGAAACAAAUGUUCUGGAGGUUGAAAAGCUAGCUGAAAAAAUUGAAGAGGUCGAAGCAGAGAAUUCCGCUGUUGAAAUUGUCGAGGAAGUACCAGUCGUUGCAGAGUCUCCUCUUCCAGAAACAGGCGAUCCUGAAGUCGAGCCUGAGGUCGAAAUUUCUCCAGAAGAAAAGCCCGCUGUUGAACCCGCUCCUGCUGAACCUGCUCCUGAAAUCAAGGAAGAGUCAUCGGCUUAUGAAGACAACCAAGACGACCUUGGAAUCCCUCCAUCUGAUAAUGACAUAACAUCCUCAGACAUCUACUAA
Oikopleura dioica is the source of this 2313-nucleotide messenger RNA. Lineage: Eukaryota; Metazoa; Chordata; Appendicularia; Copelata; Oikopleuridae. The record is from the annotation of a GenBank genome assembly.